AUGGAAACUUUGGUAAAUGAAAGAGACAUUAAUAUAAAGAAUGAAAAUAGCAAAGAUAAUAAUAAGGAAAUGAUGAUAGGUAUGUCACAUAUGAAUCAUGAUGAUCAAGAUUUAAUUUACGAAAAGAAAGAUGAUAUAGAAAGUCUUCGUUUACAUUAUACGGAUCAAGAAAAAUUAGAUGUACCAUCACUUGUUGAGAUAUGUAAACAACAAUUGAUUGUAAUAUUAAAAGAUAUGUGUUCAGAUUGUAGUACAACCGAUGAAAAGACAUCAUUUUUAUAUCAUUUAAAUAGACUAAGAAGUGCUGUAACGGUUGUGGAUUUACAUAAUUAUAUAGCUGUUUUUGGUCCAUGCCUAAGUUAUAAUAAAUUACCCUCAACAUGGAACAUAUCUGUGUGCGAUUAUUUAAAGCAGCAAUUAAAUAUAUUAAGAGCAGCUGAUUCACAACAAAACGCUAACAAUAAUAAUAAUAAUAAUAAUAAUAAUAAUAAUAGUAAUAAUAAUAAUAAUAACAAUAAUAAUAAUAAUAAUAAUAACAAUAAUAAUAAUAACAAUAAUAAUAAUAAUAAUUAUUUAAAUUAUUAUGAUAUAAAUAAUGAAUAUGAUGAAAUUAUGAGCGAUAAAAAAUUUCUUGGAAUAAAUAAUUUUACACAUGUUAAUUUAUCAAAUAAUGCAAAUGGUAAUUAUAAUAAUAUUACUAAUCAUGCAAAUGCAAAUGCAAAUCCUACUACUUCUCAUAGUAACAUAAAAGGUAAUUCUCAUUUGAGUAAUGCAAACAAUGCUAUGAAUUAUCUAUAUUCUGAUCAAGAUAAUGUUGUAGAUGAUUAUUAUGAUUGUUUGAUGAGAACCAAAUUAACAGAAGAAACACCGAAUUCUUUAAAAUACAUGAUAAAUUUAAAAAACGAAACUCUAAGUAAUGCUGAAUUUGAAAGUGUCCUUUCUUAUUUAAAAAAAUAUGAAAUGAAAUCAUCUAAGGGUAUGAACAAAAAUCAUUUGGAAGAUGAUAAUGGAAUGGUGAAAUAUAACAACAACAAUAAUAACAACAACAGCAACAACAAUAAUAAUAAUAAUAAUAAUAUUAGUAAUAAUAUUAGUAAUAAUAAAGAUUGUGAUGAAUACGAUUAUCAGGAAGAAUAUUUGAAAGAUAAAGCAUUAUACGAUUCAGAUAUGGACGAAAAUACAAAUCAACUUCACAAUAAUGAACAUCAUACAAAUCAACAUCACGCAAAUGUGCAUCAUCACAAACAUCAAAACCAACAUCUCAAACAACUUAUUGAUCAUAACAAUAUGAUAAAUAAUAAUGAUAAUAAUAUUAUCAAUAAUAAUAAUAAUUAUUUAAUAAAUAACAUGGAUAAUAAUAAUAUUGACGCAAAUAAUAAUAACAACAACAACAACAAUAAUAAUAAUAAUAUUAAUAAUCUUUCUCAUUUAAUACAUAAUAAUAUGAAUAAUAAUAGUACACUCAUCAAUAGAAACCAUCUUAUAAAAUCUGAAAGAAUUAAGAAAGGUGAUGUAGGUACUACUACAUGGACCAAAUCCACGACAGAAGGACAUCCAGAAUAUUUACCAAGAAUACCAGGAGUCCGUUUCAAUCCGAAAAAACAACAGUGGCUAGCUGCUUGGAAUGAUAAUACCAGAGAAAUAAGAAGAUAUUUUUCUGUUAAGCAAUAUGGAUUUGAACAAGCUCGUAUUUUGGCUGUUAAAGCAAGACAGGAAGCCGAAAAAGCUGGUGCUCGAUGUAAACCUAUGUUCCAUGUACAUGGUAGUAGAAAAGCGGUAGAUGCAGCUAUAACAAAUGAUUUGUUACGAAGUGAAAUGGAAGAAAAUUUUAACAACAUGCACAUGAAUCAUAAUAAUAAUAAUAAUAAUAAUAAUAAUAACCAACACCAUCAUCAAAAUAAUAAUAGUAAUAUACAUCAUAAUAAUCAUCAUAUGCAUAAUAUGAAUCUUAACAUCAACCCUAACCACCUAGGUCAUAAUAUGAGUCAUAACAUGAAUCACAAUUAUAAUAACAAUAAUAAUAAUAUGUAUAUAAAUAAUAAUAUUAAUAAUAAUAAUAAUAAUAAUAAUAAUAAUAGUAAUAGUAAUAAUAAUAAUAAUAAUAACAAUAUUGGAAAUGAUGUUAUACAUAGAAAAGAAACAGUGAAAGUUGAAAUUAAAGGAGUUAAAAGAGGUAGAGGUAGACCACCAAAAAGAAAACUAAGUGAAGAAUCACAAAUGUUAUUAGAUGAUAUGGAACAAACAUUAUGUAGAAAUAAUAAUGAUAACAUGGAAUUAUUAGAAUGUAUGGAAGCAUAUGAUAAAGAUUGUUCUAGGCCUAUGAAGGGUGUUUCAUACAAUGAUAGAAAGGGUUCAUGGCUAGCUUAUUGGUCUAUUGGAAAAAAUUUCCAGAUGAGAAGAUUUCCUAUUAAAAAGUUAGGUUUUGAAAAAGCUAAGGAACUAGCUAUUCAAUGUAGAUUAGAAGCAGAACAAGCUGGUGCGACAACUACAGAAAAUCGAACCAAACGUAUGAGAAAUUUAUUAACACUUAAUUCUGAAAAUGCAUUAGAAAUGAUGAUAGAUCAAAAUUCAAUAGAUAAUGAUGAUAGUAAUAUACAUCAACAUAUGAAAGAGAAGGGGGGUGGAAUGAAUGGAAAUUUACGUAUGUCACGCAUGCAAAAUUAUGCUGGUGCAGGUAUAAGUGGUCAAAGUGUACAUCAAACAAAUAAAUUACUUAAUAGUGAUGCAGGUCAAGAUAGCGAAAAUGAGUUUUCACCUACGAAAAGGACAAGAGCACCACGAGGAAGAAGAAUGGAGAGUUUGACAGCUCGAGCUAGUGCAUUAACACCAGUUGAAGGGGUUCGUUUUGAUCCUUAUUCUUAUUCUUGGUUUGCUAAAUAUUUAGAAAAUGAAAAUUCGAAAGAACCCAAAAUUUCUAAGUAUUUAUUGAAAAAAUGGGGUUUCAAUAAGGCUCAUAGUUUGGCAGUUCAUACUGUAAAAUGUGCAUAUAAGGCAGUUCCAUUUACAGAUGAGGAAUUGGUAAAUAUAUUUAAUGUGGAUGUUAAUAAUUUAAUAAAUAAUCAGAACAAUAUGAUUAACUUGGGAUUCCACGAUGGAUUUGGAACUAAUGGACUCAUGAAGACUCAGUUGAAUAAUCAGAUGACAAACCAGAUGACAAACCAGAUGACAAACCAGAUGACAAACCAGAUGACAAACCAGAUGACAAACCAGAUGACAAACCAGAUGACAAAUCAGAUGACAAAUCAAAUGACAAACCAGGUGAAUAAUCAGAUGACAAAUCAAAUGACAAACCAGAUGAAUAAUCAGAUGAAAAAUCAGGUGAAUAGCCAUAUAAAUAGCCAAGUAGCUGGUCAUAUGAACGCAAAUAUGUUUAAUGGAAAUAAUAGCAAUGGUACUAAUAUGCUUGGGAAUAUGAAUAUGCUAAAUAAUAUGGUGAAUAGCAAUAUGGAUAAUAAUGUGAAUAAUAAUUAUAGUAAUAAUUAUCCAGGAAGUGGAAAUAAUGGAUUGAAUAAUAUGACAAGUUGUGUUAUGAAUAAUAAUGGUGGUGAGAUAGAUAUGGAUGAUAAUGAUAAUAUAGAGAAUAACGAUCAUGAAAAUAUGAUGACACUUGAGAAGGAAGAUAGUAUAAAUAAUGAUAGUAUAAUAACAACAACAACAGCAACUAAUAUAAAUAGUUGUAAUAAUAAUAGUAAUAAUGCAAAUUCGUUAUUAAAUAGGUUGGUGAUGUCUAACGGAUCGAAUGGUAAUACAAAAUUGAAUAUCAUAAAUAAUUACAAUAAUAAUAAUAAUAAUAAUAGUAGUAGUGGUGGUGGUGUUAUGGUUAAUAUAAAUAAUGUGCAUAAUAAUGAUAAUAUGAAUACCUAUAACAACAAUAAUAAUAAUAUUUUAAAUGAUGGUAAUAGUGUUGUAGGAAAUAACGAGAGUAUGAUUCAUAAGAAAAAUGUGGUAAAUUGUAUAAAUAAUGAUGUAGAGGACGAUUUAGGAAACAUGAAUAAUAACCAUAACAAUAAUAAUAAUAAUAAUAAUAACAACAAUAAUAAUAAUAAUAAUAACAGUAACAAUAAUAACAAUAAUAAUAACAAUUUGAACGUUUUUAUGAAUGAGCAUAAUAAUCCAACCAACAAUCGUGGUAUAUAUGGGAGCAAUGAAUCUAUAAAUAAUAAUGGACUUAUGGAUGAAGGUCGACUUAAUUUUAUUCAUACGGCUGGGAAACACGUUGAUAAGAAUAAUAUGCAGAGCGGUUCAACAACUGUAGUUAAUGUAUUAAAUAAUGAUGAGAAUUAUAUAAAGAGUAAUAUAAAUUAUACAAAUAUGGAUAAUAUGAAAAAUAAUGACAAUCCCAUAGAUGAUGAUAAUCCUAAUAAUAUUGUAGAAAUGAAUCUUAGAGUUGAGAAAAAUAUUUUAAAUAAUAAUAAUGAUGAACAUAUAAUAAAUAACACAGAAGAUAUGAUGUCUACAAAUAAUAAAGAGAAUUGUACAUUAAACGGUCAAAGUACUAUACUUAUGAAUAGUAAUGAAGAAAAUGAUGAAACAGCAUUAGAUACUAUUAUUCAACCCCCUAUAGAAAAAAGGAAUUAUGUUAAUAUGAUGAUAAAUGAACAAGGAACAGCUGAUAACAAUUCAAAUGUAGACAGCAGUAAUAAUAGUUAUUCAAAUAAUGUAUAUACUAAAAAUUUAAAUAGUAAUUAUAAUGGUUUUAAUAAUGAAAAUUCAAACACUACUACUAAUGAACAAAAUGAUUCCUCUCUUUAUUUUAUGAAUGUAAAUUCAGAAAUUCAAACAGAACAUUUAUAA
Molecule: messenger RNA, 4794 nt
Organism: Plasmodium falciparum 3D7
Lineage: Eukaryota; Apicomplexa; Aconoidasida; Haemosporida; Plasmodiidae
Gene: AP2-I
Product: AP2 domain transcription factor AP2-I
Biological process (GO): regulation of DNA-templated transcription
Cellular component (GO): nucleus
Molecular function (GO): DNA-binding transcription factor activity
Source: RefSeq, a predicted model, not a curated record